This is a messenger RNA of Lingula anatina, 1355 nucleotides long. RefSeq lists its product as uncharacterized. NCBI's taxonomy places the organism in Eukaryota, Metazoa, Brachiopoda, Lingulata, Lingulida, Lingulidae. The record is from RefSeq and is a predicted model, not a curated record.
GGAUGUCAGUUUAGAGCAACUUUAUUAAGGAAUGAGGCUGUCCAGGUGAAUAUCCUCUAACCAGAUGCACUUCUUUUCUGAACAGAAAAUGUAGAAAUGACAUGGGACUUCUGGUUUUCUUUUCAUAUUUGCUGAUUCUACGGCAUGAAAUGUUUUUACAGCAUUAAGAACUAAUCUGCAUGCCUAUGCCAUGCAAACUUUCAUUUCAUAAAUAUUUGCUGUAUUAGUUGUAAAUUAAAGACUUUGACUUGGAAUGAUUAUUGGCUAUAACUAGGCAUGGUGCCUAUAUCAUAUGACUCUUUGUGGGCUAUUUUUUAAACAAGAUAUUGGCAUUCUGCCUCAGCAUUUUACAUUUUUCUUAAUUGCACAUGAUAAAAGAUCCUGUUCAAAAGAGAUUUGCAACCAAAUUAGUUUUAAUUUUUAUGGUACCAUAAUUAAACUGCCUAAUUCACCGUUCCGAGAUGAGCGGAUAAGCUCUGCCCCCUUAGAUACUGUUGCUAGGUGUAACAAGCAAUAGUCAAAAUGGCCACCGAGCAGACAAACAUGGUGUCAGAUUCCUUAGAGAACAUACCAGAAAAUAUCGCAGUUAAUUUCCUUCCGAAUAGUGAAUCUGUGUCAAAAAAAGGCUCUUCAAAAAGGACUGAACUAUUUUACGCAAGGUUAUAUUCACAAUGUGAAGAUUUCUGAGGGAAACGGAACAAUUUAUGGUGACGCACAAUGUUGGCGCUCGAUGAGGAAAACUGAAGAACCGCACAAACUCCAAAUCGAAAUCGGCGAUAAAAUGUUGUCCGAUUCAUUUUGUUCUUGUAAAGCCAGAUUACCAAAGAUAAGCCACCAAGACAUCAACAUCCUCAAAAACCUGAAAGGGAACCCAUUGGCCUAUAUUGCUUCAGUGGAUGUAGAUAUACCAUUAAGAAAAGUGCAACUUGGCUCAUAUCUAUCUUAUCAGACAAGAAACAUCAAAAGGACAGAGGAUUCAGUCCACGGAAUUGGGGCAACUCCAGAUAGAAAGUUGUGUGACAAUGGACAAACUGGAAUUGCAGAAAUCAAAUAUCCCUUCACAGCAAGAAACAUGAAAAUUUGGCAGCAUGUGAAGACAUUUCCAAUUUUUGUCUUGAAAACAAUAAUUGGGAAAUAAGAUUAAAAACAACCCAUGGCUAUUACGCUCAAAUUCAAGGACAGCUCAUGAUAACGGGAUGCGACUUCUGUGAAUUUAUUGUAUUUACACAAUUCAGAGGAUUAUGCCAGAUCAAGCUUACAUGACAGGACUUCUAUAAAAACUAUCCAGAUUUUCCAAAGACUUUGCAAAACCAUUUUUGUCUAAUACUUUAAACUUGAAAUAAACUUACACUGUU